Molecule: messenger RNA, 222 nt
Organism: Antrostomus carolinensis (chuck-will's-widow)
Lineage: Eukaryota; Metazoa; Chordata; Aves; Caprimulgiformes; Caprimulgidae
Gene: SNRPG
Product: small nuclear ribonucleoprotein polypeptide G
Exons: 2
Coding region: 1-222 (73 amino acids)
Biological process (GO): spliceosomal snRNP assembly; mRNA splicing, via spliceosome
Cellular component (GO): catalytic step 2 spliceosome; U4 snRNP; P granule
Molecular function (GO): RNA binding
Source: RefSeq, a predicted model, not a curated record
AUGUCCAGCAAUUCUUUGCUUUUAAAACACUUUCAAUUUCUUGCAGUGAAACUAAAUGGCGGCCGCCACGUCCAGGGGAUAUUGCGGGGGUUCGAUCCCUUCAUGAACCUCGUCAUCGAUGAGUGUGUGGAGAUGGCGCCGGGAGGACAACAGAACAACAUUGGCAUGGUGGUAAUACGAGGAAACAGCAUCAUUAUGUUGGAAGCUUUGGAACGAGUAUAA